AUGCCUUCGCCAGUGGAGGGUAGCACAGGAGGAGCUGCCACGAGUGGUGGAUCCAGUGUGCCUGUAACGAGCGGGAUUCCGAAGGGUGUGAUUAUACGCGAUAUACAGGAACUGCAGCGGAAGAAGCAGGCGAUGAGAGCAGCAGGGCGCGAUACAGUGCAGGUGAUAGCGGAUUUCGACCGCACGCUCACCAAGUUCACAGUGAACGGGAAGCCGGGCCAGAGCUGCCACAUGCUGCUGAAUCUGCGGCACCCCGAGUUGGAGGAGCGCGGCAGGCGGCUGACAGCCAAGUACCUGCCCAUGGAGACGGACCCGCACUUGCCAUACGAGGAGAAGUUCCGGUGCAUGGUGGAGUGGUGGAUGGCCGCACACGAGUUGCUGCUGGAGAGUGGAAUCACCCGCGCUGACGUCACUCAGAGUGUGGCCGCUGCCAACACUGCCUUUCGCGACGGCUUCUGCGACAUGCUUGCACUGCUGGAGGCCCACGGCGUGCCGCUGCUCAUCUUCUCUGCUGGCCUGGCUGACGUCAUAGAGGAGCUGCUGCACCAGCAGCUUCCUCGCUCCUUCUCCAACGUGCGAGUCGUGUCCAACCGAAUGCAGUUUGAUGAAUCUGGACGCCUUAUCGCCUUCCCCGGGCGCAUCAUCCAUGUGUUAAACAAAAACGAGCAUGCUUUGGAGCUAGCAGCCAUGGAGGAGGCCACUGCACCUUCUGAUUCCCACGCUCACGGCGAUGGCAAGGGCACCACCACAGCUGCACACACAAACCCAGCGACCGCCAUCGAGGUUUUGACAAUGGCUCCGCAGUGUGCUGCUCGGGAUGCUGGUGCCGACACUGCCACGCCGGUACAAUCACAGCAGCAGAGGAGGUGGCAGAGGUGCGGAGCAGGAUGA
Closterium sp. Naga37s-1 is the source of this 891-nucleotide messenger RNA. The record is from the annotation of a GenBank genome assembly. Lineage: Eukaryota; Viridiplantae; Streptophyta; Zygnematophyceae; Desmidiales; Closteriaceae.